CGGUGUCUUACCUGCAAAUCGGUGAUAGGCACAGACAGAGAGAGUUGAGAGAGGGAGAGAGAGAAGAAGAGAGGGUCGAGAGAGGCCUUUCACUCUUUCAACAGGCCAGCUCCCAGAGCAGCAAGGGCCAUCCUUAUCGCCAGAGACUCUUACAUCUGCUGUCUACAGAGAGGCGAACACACACACACACACACACACACACACACACACACACACACACACACACACACACACACACACACACACACACACACACACACACACACACACACACACACUUGCUUUACAGGACCUCCAACACUCUCGAGUAAUAUCCCUCAAGUGUGUAAGGAAGGAAAUGAGCGAAAACAGGCCAGGCAAGGAAAGGGAAAGAACGUCUUAUUAAAGUCAAAUAAAAGGAAAGCCAAGGAGCAAAGGGAGGACCGACAAGUGUACAGGAGGAGCGAGGAGUGAGGAGGUGAGGAGGUGAGGGUGCACAGCGGACAGCAUGGCCUGUCAGGCGUUCACCAGCGACUCCUUCACCACGCUGGCCACCGGAGACUCUUCCCUGCCUCUCCUCAUGCACCACGCCUCGGCUGGUGACUGCCUUCCGCCCCCCUCGCACGGACACAACAUGAUGUCCACAGUACCCUCUGGCCUGUCCCUGGUGCAGUCCUCCAAGCACUCCCACAUGCACCUCGCCACCUCCGCCCUCGGCAACGCUCUUAGCAAUGGACCCCCUGCCCUGCACUACCCCGUAACCCCGUGUCACUAUGGCAACCAGCAGGCCACCUACGGCAUGAUGGCAGCACAGGAGAUGCUCUCAGCCAGUAUUUCCCAGACCCGAAUACUACAGACCUGCAGUGUCCCUCACCCUAACAUGGUUAGCGGAGCAAAUACACUACAAGGUUCCCUAGCUCCUUGCUUGUAUAAGUUUCCAGAACAUGGAGGUCUGAGCAGCGGCUCUUGCACCUUGAACCACGGUUUCCCCUCCCUGCCGCCAGCCUUGCUCUCAGACGAGCUUCACGUCCUAGGGGACGUGAAGGCCUGUGCAGACCUCCAAAGAAGAACCGGUUCCAGACCCCCUGAAGAACACCCCACUGUGGACUCGCCCCAGAUCAGAGAGCUGGAGAGGUUUGCCAAUGACUUCAAGCUGCGCAGGAUCAAACUGGGAUACACCCAGACCAACGUGGGUGAGGCUUUGGCAGCUGUGCACGGCUCCGAGUUCAGUCAGACCACCAUCUGUCGCUUCGAGAACCUCCAGCUCAGCUUCAAGAACGCCUGCAAGCUGAAGGCCAUUCUGGCUAAAUGGCUGGUGGAGGCCGAACAGGCUGGUGCCCUAUAUAAUGAGAAGAUGGGCAUGAAUGAACGCAAGAGGAAGCGCAGAACCACUAUCAGUAUGGGAGCAAAGGAGGCUUUGGAGCGCAGCUUCAUGGAGAAGAGCAAGCCCUCUUCACAGGAGAUCCUGCGCAUGGCUGAGGGACUGCACCUGGAGAAGGAGGUCGUCCGCGUGUGGUUCUGUAACCGCCGGCAACGGGAGAAGCGAGUGAAGACGAGCCUCCACCUUAGCUGCUACCUGUCUAAAGAGAGCCAAGGCUGUAGGUAGCAACACAUGAGGCAUAGAAAAGGGAAGUAUAAAACAUGGCGUAUAGUGGCAGGGUUUCAAUGCUCACUGGGUAAUGCAUUGUAUGUCCCAUUUCACUUUUUUGGGGAAAAAAUACUAGCCCUACGAAUUCAUUUGGCGACCAAUUUCACGUAGAUAAUAGCCUAUCAAGCUAGGAUCUACCAUCAAAAUCAUGUGAUAAUAAGUGGUUUUGGUAAAGGAAUGUGCUCAGGAACGUCAUCAAAUCAGCACUCGAUUUUUAUCCUAAAUACAAAUGCUAAAUUGGUUUUCCAAUCCAGCCAAGUGUGGGGAAAAUCAAAGAAAUUCACCCGAGAAUUGCAACGUAAUCCGAAGGGGACGCCACUUCACUCUCCAUCCCUAUUGUUUUUAAACAGCAGCUAAUAGCCUCAUCUGAGGCCACCUUGUUUGCGGCCGUCAUGUUUAAAAUACUCUCUAUAUGUUUGGUAGGCCUAUUUUAAGAUGUAAUUAUGUAUAGAAAGACUCCUUCAAUGCUUUUAGUUUUCUGAAUGUGUAUGCAAAAUAUACAUUUAAUCUGAAAUGUUAGCAGGAAACCAGGUGGGGGCAGCAAACACCCACAUAUGGCAAUGCUGCAUCGUUGUGCCUUUAUCAAAUUCUACAAAUACUAUGUCAAACCUGUGUUUCAACUAACAUUUUUGAGAAGCUAGGAUACUACUUUUUAGAGAGAAGUGAAAGAUAUACAACACUCUACGCCUUUAUGACUUUGAUGUGACUUUGACAUAAUAUAUUUUACUAUUUAAUCUUGUACUUUAUAUUUUUAUCCCAACAGAUUUACACUCCUGUUUGACUUUGUGAUUCAGAAGUUCCAAGGCUACCUCUUUACGAAUAAUUGAAAAAGAAAAUACAAGUGUAGUGUCUUUUAUAUCAAGUGCCUAUGAUGCUCUGUUGAAGAAAUUUGGAAUUGUUUUCAGAAAAAAAAUCUGAUGUACGCUAUGACAAUCUAUUUAUUUGAUAUAUAAUAUAUUGCAUCGAACCAUUCCUAUUGCGUGCUUUCUUGUAUUUAUUGACUGAUUGAUUGUAGUGGAAUGGUGAUCUGAGGGAAUGUUCUGCCACGCUUGACAGGAGAGAUCUAAAUAAAUGAUUUGUUGCCACGACGACAAGACAGAGAUUACAGCAGGCAGGCAGUCAGGUAUGUCUGACCUGGAUUUUGAUUUGAUUGAUACAAACCACAUGUCACAAGUUCAACACUACAAUAUACAAUACAAUACAACUAGAGACCAGUGAUGUGUCCUUCUUGGCAGAACUAGUUUUCUCGUUCUUCUGUGAACACCAACAAUGUCUUUUUGUAUGUGUUGCAUUUUUUUUUUUUUAUCCCUCUGUAGAUUUCCCUCAUAAAGCAACUGCGUUGAUGUAUUUGUGGAUGUCAUGAUGAUUAAAUAAAAAAUAAAAAUGUUGGAUGAUGAAGGAUUCAAUUCAACCGUGUUCCCCCUGCACCCACGUCUUGAAGGUACCCAUGAAUAAAUGCAUUAAAGAAAGGAGAUAUUUUUAUGGGACAUUCCCAUAUGAGCCGUUAUAACUGGGGUAUCAUACAUUAAUAAUGUUUCCUUCAUAAAAUAUAGGGGAGACCCAAAGUCAGACACACACUGUUGUGCAUCUGUAAAACAAACCACCUCAAAAACAUGCACGUUAACACCCCUGGCCUGCCCAUAAGCAAGGCAAGUGCACUACCCCCUGGAGUUGGUUCCUGGGUGCUGCUCUUGUGAGGCAGGCAGCCAAUUGCUCAUAGCUCCUAGCAUAGGAUGGGUUAAUGCACAGAAUGAUAGUCCUCAUGGGUAUUUACAAGGAUAUCGUAUCAAGGUGUUGCAGGAGGUACAGGCCCCAUUGGGGAAACAUGCACAUCACUGGUAGCUACCGCAGCGACUUACAGUACAGCGACAAGAAAGGACAGACCAGCAAAUUGUACAUGAAGAAGUUUUAUUCUUUAUAAAAGCCAUAAACCCUUAAUAGAGUCACUGUACAAUGGCAUAGGACCGUACAUACAGUAGUUUACAAGGAAAGUAAAAUACAAAUAAUAUAAUGAUAGUUACAUUUCAAUCAAGACAGCCCCCAAGCUGUUUCCAGUUUCAACAUAAGGUCUGGGCUAUUACUGCAGUAGUCCCUUCUGCUGCGCAACAGUGUGGGGGACGGCAGUGAUGUCCUUGAGGCUUAUAAUGUACAGAAUCCAAUAUACAAUGUACAACGCCAGACACAUGCAGUCUCAUCAUCGUUGAAUUUGGCAAAAGAAAAAUAAAUAAACGAAAGCAACAUCCCAGGGAAUUGAGGAACACCCAUAUCUAUGUAUUUCUUGUCUGUGUAACCAUUUCCUCAUUAUAUACCAUCCAAAAAAAAC
This is a messenger RNA of Gadus morhua (Atlantic cod), 3950 nucleotides long. RefSeq names its product POU class 1 homeobox 1 (gene pou1f1). The transcript has 7 exons. Gene Ontology annotation, biological process: regulation of transcription by RNA polymerase II. The record is from RefSeq and is a predicted model, not a curated record. Gene Ontology annotation, molecular function: DNA-binding transcription factor activity, RNA polymerase II-specific; RNA polymerase II cis-regulatory region sequence-specific DNA binding. The coding region runs from base 488 to 1585 and encodes 365 amino acids. NCBI's taxonomy places the organism in Eukaryota, Metazoa, Chordata, Actinopteri, Gadiformes, Gadidae.